ACUGCAUACAAAACCUAAACACUUCACUCCACCAGUGUAGCAGAAAGGACAGAUCUACGAUUCUCUCGGGAUACCAGCGAUGGCUUCAUCAUCAUCUUCUUCAGAAGGUAAAAAUGACGAGAGGGAGCCGGCGACUUCCAAGUUGAAGAAGGAAAGAUUAGGAUGGAUGGAGUGGCUUAGAGGUUGGUUCUAUUUGGCAUACGAGAUGCUUUUUCAGAGAAUAAUGGCGUCUCAUUUGCAGAAUCCGAUGCCUUUGCCUCCCCUCAACGAUCUCACUUGCAUCAUUACCGGAUCCACCAGUGGGAUUGGCCGAGAAACUGCCAGACAGCUGGCAGAAUCAGGGGCACAUGUUGUUAUGGCUGUUAGAAAUACCAAGGCAGCCCAUGACCAGAUCAAGAAAUGGCAGGAUGAAUGGUCUGGAAGAGGGCUUCCUCUCAAUAUUGAGGUGAUGGAACUGGAUCUUCUCUCCUUGGCUUCUGUUGUAAGAUUUUCCAAGGCAUGGAAUGCACGAUCAGGACCUUUACAUGUGCUGAUAAACAACGCAGGAAUAUUUUCUAUAGGAGAACCACAAAAGUUUUCAAAAGAUGGAUAUGAAGAACACAUGCAAGUGAAUCACCUGGCUCCAGCACUGCUUUCAGUGUUGCUCCUUCCAUCUCUUAUAAGAGGUUCCCCUAGUCGAAUUGUAAACGUGAACUCAAUUAUGCAUCAAGUUGGAUUUGUGGACACAGAAGAUAUGAAUGUUGUUUCAGGGAAAAGAAAGUUCACAAGUUUAGUUGGUUACUCAAGCAGCAAAUUAGCACAGGUGAUGUUUAGUAAUGUUCUCCACAAAAAGUUACCUGGUGAAGCUGGCAUAAGUGUAGUAUGUGUAUCUCCAGGAAUAGUUCAGACUAAUGUGGCGAGGGAUCUUCCCAAAAUUGUUCAGGCUGCUUAUCGCCUAAUCCCCUAUUUUAUCUUCAGUGCUGAAGAAGGUUCUAGAAGCUCUCUUUUUGCGGCUACUGAUCCACAAAUCCCGGAGUAUUGUGAAAUGCUGAAAGCGGAUGAAUGGCCGGUUUCUGCUUUUAUUUCUCAAGAAUGUCACCCUACAAACCCUUCUGAAGAAGCUUAUAAUGUGGAAACUUGUUUCAAAGUGUGGGAAAAGACAUUAGAAUUGGUGGGACUUCCUUUGGAUGCAGUAGAGAGGCUUAUACAAGGGGAAGAGAUCUCCUGCAAAUUUGGACCCCACGAGAAUCAGGAUUAAAAAAAAACACGUCUCUUAUUCAUUUUUGUUCACCACACACAUAGACACGCCAAUACAACAAAAUCAAAGUGUUUUGCUGUUUGGCUUUGUUGUAGCAGAUCAUUGGCUUUGCAUGAUUUUUGUUUUUGUUUUUGGGUUGGUG
Messenger RNA from Lactuca virosa, 1379 nucleotides. The record is from the annotation of a GenBank genome assembly. NCBI's taxonomy places the organism in Eukaryota, Viridiplantae, Streptophyta, Magnoliopsida, Asterales, Asteraceae.